Physeter macrocephalus (sperm whale) is the source of this 1931-nucleotide messenger RNA. Its product is annotated as keratin, type I cytoskeletal 15. Lineage: Eukaryota; Metazoa; Chordata; Mammalia; Artiodactyla; Physeteridae. The coding region runs from base 1 to 1332 and encodes 443 amino acids. The record is from RefSeq and is a predicted model, not a curated record. Gene Ontology annotation, cellular component: cytoskeleton. The transcript has 8 exons. Gene Ontology annotation, molecular function: structural molecule activity. Gene Ontology annotation, biological process: intermediate filament organization; epithelial cell differentiation.
AUGAGCACCACAUUUCUGCAGACUUCUUCCUCCACCUUUGGGGGUGGCCCGACCUGGCGGGGGUCCCUCAUGGCUGGGGGAGGAGGCUUUGGUGGAGGGAGUCUCUAUGGGGGAGGUGGGAGCCGCAGUAUCUCGGCUUCUUCUGCCAGGUUUGUCUCCUCGGGGUCAGCAGGGGGCUAUGGGGGAGGCUUCAGUGGAGGGGCUGGUAGUGGUUUGGGUGGAGGCUUUGGUGGUGGCUUUGGUGACUUCGGCGGUGGCGGCCUCCUCUCUGGCAACGAGAAGCUCACUAUGCAGAACCUCAACGACCGCCUGGCCUCCUACCUGGAGAAGGUGCGCGCCCUGGAGGAGGCCAACGCUGACCUGGAGGUGAAGAUCCGCGACUGGUACCAGAAGCAGAGCCCAAGCAUCCCGGAGCACGACUACAGCCCCUACUUCAAGACCAUAGAAGAACUCCGAGACAAGAUCCUGGCGGCCACCAUAGACAACUCCCGGGUUAUCCUGGAGACUGACAGAGCCAGGCUGGCUGCAGAUGACUUCAGACUCAAGUAUGAGAACGAGCUGGCCCUGCGCGUGAGCGUGGAGGCCGACACCCACGGCCUGCGCAGGGUGCUGGACGAGCUGACCCUGGUAAGGACUGACCUGGAGAUGCAGCUAGAGGGCCUGAAGGAGGAGCUGGCCUACCUCCGGAAGAACCACGAGGAGGAGAUGAAGGAGUUCAGCAACCAGCUGGCCGGCCAGGUCAACGUGGAGAUGGACGCAGCCCCGGGGGUGGACCUGACCCGCGUGCUGGCAGAGAUGAGGGAGCAGUACGAGGUCGUGGCGGAGGAGAACCGCCGGGAUGCUGAGGCCUGGUUCUUCAGCAAGACAGAGGAGCUGAAUAAGGAGGUAGCUUCCAACACAGAGAUGAUCGAGACCAGCAAGAUGGAGAUCGUAGACCUGAGACGCACGGUGCAGGGGCUCGAGAUGGAGCUGCAGUCCCAGCUCAGCAUGAAAGCCGGGCUGGAGAGCACGCUGGCGGACACCGAGUGCCGCUACGCCCUGCAGCUGCAGCAGAUCCAGGGCCUCAUCAGCAGCAUCGAGGCCCAGCUGAGCGAGCUCCGCAGUGAGAUGGAGUGCCAGAACCAGGAGUACAAGAUGCUGCUGGACGUGAAGACGCGGCUGGAGCAGGAGAUCGCCACCUACCGCAGCCUGCUGGAGGGCCAGGAUGCCAGGAUGGCUGGCAUUGGUACCAGAGAAGCCUCCCUGGGAGGUGGUGGCAGUGGCAAAGUCCGCAUCAACGUUGAGGAGUCAGUGGAUGGGGAGGUGGUUUCUUCUCGAAAGAGAGACAUCUAAGUGCCCAGCGCAGGAGAGACACACCCGUCAUCCCCACCCUCCCCAGGCUGAGUGGACAGCUGGCUGGAGGGACCAGAAAAGCAAACUUGGGCUUCCCUGGUGGCACAGUGGUUAAGAAUCCACCGGCCAGUGCAGGGGACAUGGGUUCGAGCCCUGGUCCGGGAAGAUCCCACAUGCCACGGAGCAACUAAGCCCGUGAGCCCCAACUACUGAGCCUGCGCCCUAGAGCCCGCGAGCCACAACUACCGAAGCCCACGCACCUAGAGCCUGUGCUCCGCAACAAGAGAAGCCACUGCAAUCAGAAGCCCUCGCACUGCAACCAAGAGCAGCCCCCCACUCGCCGCAACUAGAGAAAGCCCGCGUGCAGCAAUGAAGACCCAACACAGCCAGAAAAAAAAAAAAGAAAAGAAAAGAAAAGAAAAGCAAACUCCAGGCCCUGCCUUCAGAGGGUCCAGCUCAAGGGGUCCCUCAUCUCCUAGCUGGGUGCUUCACAUGCUUUCCCAGACCCCGCUUCAGCUUUCCCACCUCCCUUACAGCAGGGAGGUGCAAGAAACAGCUGUAUUGUGUAACAAGCUCAUGGUUUGUACCACGUCCAUGCA